Sorghum bicolor (sorghum) is the source of this 1260-nucleotide messenger RNA. Its product is annotated as BURP domain-containing protein 4. The record is from RefSeq and is a predicted model, not a curated record. Lineage: Eukaryota; Viridiplantae; Streptophyta; Magnoliopsida; Poales; Poaceae. The coding region runs from base 17 to 1096 and encodes 359 amino acids. The transcript is spliced from 4 exons.
AAUAAAACCUUUAUCCAUGGCCCGAGGUAUCAUACUGCUCCUACUUGUUAUUACCUUCACCGUGGCCACGGCAAUGUCAUCCCCGUCGAUAAGUAUCAAACAGAGUUUCAUGGGGAAGAGAUCCAACUCAUUAUCAUCGUCGAUGGCAACACUGGACUCUGAUUCUAGCUCUGGUAAACACAAACUCCAACCACGUCAAAACUCCUUUGCACCGGAGGCAUAUGCGGUGAACUGGGCCCCACCAGACCAACAAUCACACGGAGAUGUUGCUACAAAGCCCCCGACAUAUCGGGUGAUAUGGAAUCAACCGACGCAAGGCGAUUCUGCAACGGAUGCUGCUGCUGUGGCGAGGCCGCCAUCACGCGGCGGCCAUGGCCUGCAUGUCGAGCCCGGGAUGCUCUUCACGAGGAAGAGCUUGCUUCCGGGGACAGUCCUGCCGGACGGCACCAAGUUCGGCGGCGGCGACGGCUUCCCCGGUCCCCAGAGGUUCGUCCUACGGGCGGACGCGGACGCCAUCCCUUUCAGCUACAGCCAGCUCGACACCAUCCUGCGGAUGUUCCGGAUCCCUCGCGGAUCCAACAAGGCGGAGCAAGUCGCCGCCACGCUCCGGACAUGCGAGGGCGCCAACGAGUCCCCGUCCCCGGACCCUCACACCUGCGCCACCUCCGAGCAGGCGGCGACCGACUUCGCUGCCGCCUCGCUGGGGGUCAGUGCCAGCGAGCUGGUCGCCGUCGUCACCGUCGUCCACGGGAGGAAGGACGCCGCCAGGUACGUGGUGGCGCCAGACGGCGUCGCGCGCAUCGGCAAGGCGGGAGCCGCCGCCGCGGUGCCGUGCCACCCUAUGGCGUACCCGUACAUGGUCCACUACUGCCACCGGCCGGCGGACGUGGAGGCGCUCCGCGUCGAGCUGACGGGGCUCGGAGGAGACGGCGGCCACGCGGAGGCCGGCGGCGCGACCGCGAUCGCCAUGUGCCACGCCAACACCACGAGCUGGGACGCCCGAUACUUCGAGAUGCUGAACGCGACGCGCGGGGAGGAGAUCUGCCACUUCAUGCCGCGGAACUACGUGCUGUGGCUGCCGGCUGCCGACCUGUAGGCACGCACGGGCACCAGGAACAAGUGCUGAAUAAGAGAGAACAGUAAGUGAUGAGUAUGGAUUAGCAGAUUGUUUGUGGCUUUGUGAAUCAACACAAUACAACUUUACAUUUUUCCCAUGUAGAAUGUUCAUGAGAAACAAUCUGCAGUAUAUUCGUUUGAAGC